GUUUUUGAGGUUAAGCAAUUGAUGUUGUUUAUUGAGAUUAGUUUUCUACGAAGUAAUAAGUUAACAUAAAUUAACAAACAUUUCAAUUAAACAUGGCCAAGCAUCAUCCUGAUCUUAUUUUCUGCAGAAAACAACCCGGUGUCGCUAUCGGUCGUUUGUGUGAAAAGUGUGACGGAAAAUGUGUAAUUUGCGAUUCAUACGUACGUCCCUGCACCUUGGUGCGUAUUUGUGACGAAUGCAACUACGGUUCAUAUCAAGGAAGAUGCGUUAUAUGUGGAGGACCCGGCGUCUCAGAUGCUUACUAUUGUAAAGAGUGUACAGUACAGGAGAAAGACAGGGAUGGAUGUCCAAAGAUUGUUAACUUGGGCAGCUCAAAGACUGAUCUGUUCUACGAAAGAAAGAAAUAUGGUUUUAGACGGCACUAGCAGUAACAUUAUUUUUAAAUUAUUCUUAAAUAUUAUAUAAUAAUUACUUUUCACCUAAAAUAUUAAUAAGUAAUUUGUUUGGGCAAGUUAGAUGUGAUAAAGUUUGUGAAUGAAAAUGAUUUCAUAAGUACAUUUACUUGUCAGAAAAUGUUUGAAUGCAGAAAGA
Molecule: messenger RNA, 591 nt
Organism: Melitaea cinxia (Glanville fritillary)
Lineage: Eukaryota; Metazoa; Arthropoda; Insecta; Lepidoptera; Nymphalidae
Gene: Phf5a
Product: PHD finger-like domain-containing protein 5A
Exons: 3
Coding region: 93-425 (110 amino acids)
Biological process (GO): mRNA splicing, via spliceosome
Cellular component (GO): precatalytic spliceosome; catalytic step 2 spliceosome; U2 snRNP
Source: RefSeq, a predicted model, not a curated record